AAAAAAAAAAAAAUCGAUCCUCCUUUUCUCUUCGAGCUCUCUUCACUGUUAACUUCCAAAUUUGAAUGGAAACCCUAACCAGAGACCAAUAUGUUUACAUGGCAAAACUCGCCGAGCAAGCCGAGCGCUAUGACGAGAUGGUCAACUUCAUGGAAAGUCUCGUGACUUCCUCUGCUCCAGUAACCGAACUCUCCGUUGAGGAGCGCAACCUCCUCUCCGUGGCUUACAAGAACGUGAUCGGUUCUCGUCGUGCCGCGUGGCGGAUCAUCUCAUCGAUUGAGCUGAAAGAGGAGAGCCGCAAGAACGAUGACCACGUGGCGAUGGUUAAAGAGUAUAAGUCGAAGUUGGAGAAUGAGUUAUCCGGUGUGUGUGGGACCAUACUGAAGUUGCUGGACUCGCACCUGGUGCCGUCGGCUACUUUGAGUGAAUCGAAAGUGUUUUUUUUGAAGAUGAAGGGAGACUAUAAUCGGUACUUGGCUGAGUUUAAGGUUAAUGACGAGAAGAAAGCCGCAGCUGAGGAAACAAUGUUAGCUUAUAAGGCAGCUCAGGAAAUCGCACUGGCUGAGCUAUCACCCACACAUCCGAUAAGGUUGGGGCUGGCACUCAAUUUCUCUGUGUUUUACUAUGAAAUUCUGAAUUCAUCGGAGAAAGCUUGUAGCCUUGCAAAACAGGCCUUUGAGGAAGCCAUUGCUGAGCUGGACACUUUGGGUGAAGAGUCCUACAAGGAUAGCACUCUCAUCAUGCAAUUGCUGAGAGACAACCUCACUCUUUGGACUUCAGACAUGCAGGAGCAGAUGGAUGAGGCUUAAGGUUGAUGGAAUUUUUUGCUCCUAUGGGGAGGUGGGCUUGAAUGUCAUGGUAUGUAAAGCAAAAUAUGACUUUUAUUUGACUAAGUAUGACUUGAGAACUUGUGUUUGUUAUCCUUGUGGAUUUCAUUGUAUUAUAUCUAAUGUCUGAUGCAAGUAGUUGGGUAUAUGACAUGUAUUGAGUAAGGGGAAUGCUUUGUAUUUGACAAUAUGAACUGUUUGGCUAUGAGU
This is a messenger RNA of Pistacia vera, 1037 nucleotides long. RefSeq names its product 14-3-3-like protein GF14 kappa. The transcript is spliced from 4 exons. The record is from RefSeq and is a predicted model, not a curated record. Gene Ontology annotation, cellular component: cytoplasm. Gene Ontology annotation, biological process: signal transduction. NCBI's taxonomy places the organism in Eukaryota, Viridiplantae, Streptophyta, Magnoliopsida, Sapindales, Anacardiaceae. The coding region runs from base 66 to 809 and encodes 247 amino acids.